Messenger RNA from Rhineura floridana, 2714 nucleotides. RefSeq names its product PHD finger protein 23 (gene PHF23). The coding region runs from base 115 to 1437 and encodes 440 amino acids. NCBI's taxonomy places the organism in Eukaryota, Metazoa, Chordata, Lepidosauria, Squamata, Rhineuridae. Gene Ontology annotation, biological process: negative regulation of autophagosome maturation; positive regulation of protein ubiquitination; negative regulation of autophagosome assembly. The record is from RefSeq and is a predicted model, not a curated record. The transcript is spliced from 5 exons.
UUGCCAGGAAAAGGCGGGGCGGGCCCCAUCCGCGCAGGCGUGGCGCGGCGCCUGCCGGGACUUAGCGUGUCCCUCGCGUUCCGCCUGGCCGAGCCAUGCGUCGGGCGGGACUCCAUGUCCCGAGAUGCUCUGCGGCGGAGGCCUGAGAAGGGGAGGGGCCGUGGGCUCGGAGCGAGUUGGGAGGGGGAAGGAGACGAAGGAGGAGCAGGAGGAGAAGGAGCGGAGUCGGGCGGCACCGGACGAAAGAGCGAGGAGGGGCGCCCGGGGUCGCGGGAGGAGGUGGCGGGCUGCCGAGCCCCGCCGGCACCGGGGUGGACGGGCGGACACGCGGCCUGCCGGCCGGGCAGGGGGCCGGCUAUGGCGGAGCCCAGCCCUGAAGAUCCGCCUCCAAACCUCAAACCAGAGACACAGCCUCCAGAGAAGCGACGGCGGACUAUUGAGGACUUCAACAAGUUCUGCAGUUUUGUCCUGGCCUAUGCAGGCUACAUCCCUUCCACUAAGGAGGAAAAUGACUGGACACCCUCCGGCUCAAACUCUCCCAUCCGCCCAGAGAGUGUGGUGGACAGUGAUGGCUGGGAAUCAACACACUCAGACCUGCACACCAUCGAGACCUUUGUGAAGAAGGCCAAGUCUUCAAAAAAGAAAGCGGCUUUCCGUCGGCUCAAGUCUGACAGUUCGCUGCUGGAGAAGAUGAAACUCAAGGACUCCCUUUUUGACUUGGACCCUGUUAGCAAGCAGCAGCAGCCGCCACUGGCGGGGCCAAAGGGGGGCCUAGAUAAGAAGAAGGACAAGCGGAGCCGGAAGGCCGCUCUGGAGACAGGGGGUGCCAAGCGGAACCGGGGCGACCCAGUGGGGGAGAAGCGCUCACGCAUCAAAAAGAGCAAGAAGCGGAAGUUGAAAAAGGCCGAGCGCUGCGAGAAGAAACACAAAGCUUCCCUGAGCGAGACGGACUCUGAGGAGGAGGAUGGGGCGGUGGCAGCACCUCUGCGACCAGGAGGGGAGGAGGGGGGGACGGCCACAGCACUGGUCUCUGUGCAGGCCCCUCCAGAGCUGUUGGCUGCCAGCUUCCCCAUAAAGCUGGAGGACACGGAAGGAAAGGGGGGUCUCAGUACGGAGACCAGCCAAGAUGGGGAAGGCAGCUCCAGCGAAGGCGAGAUGAGGGUCAUGGAUGAGGACAUCAUGGUGGAAUCAGGGGAUGACUCGUGGGACCUCAUCACUUGUUACUGCCAGAAGCCAUUUGCAGGUCGGCCCAUGAUCGAGUGCAAUCAGUGUGGCACCUGGAUCCACCUCUCCUGCGCCAAGAUCAAGAAGACCAACGUUCCCGACAUCUUCUACUGUCAGAAGUGUAAAGAAAGUUCUCGCAAGCUGCCGCCACCGCCACCCACACUUCCCGGUGCAGCCAUUGCCGUUGCAUCCAGAGGAGGUGGAGAACCCUAGCUCAGGACAGGAGGGUGGCUCUGUACUGGGCUUCCAUCCCAGAGGGGCAAAAGACUGGACCAGAGUAGGGUGUCUGCUCUGGAUUGGUAUCCAAAAACGAGCCUCAGUUCCGUGGAGGCAGAAAAAGAGGUGCUUGGGGUAUUUGAGGUGGUGAUAGUCCCAGCACCCAGGAGGGAGGUGGGGGAGGCUGCCCCUACAGGCAGAUUCUGGCUGGCAGUUACGAGCCCCUCACUUCAAACCCACUCCUCUUCUUUGAGGGUUGAUCCUAAUCCACCUCCAUAUUCUCUGAAUAAGAAUGUCAUUAGGAAGCUGAACGCGACGUGCAGUAAUUUGGAACGAAACUAUCAGGAAGGUUCCUGUUUCAUGUGCUGGGGCGCCCGUCAUGUUUGGGGGAGAGACAGAGAGGGCAUUAGGGAAAGGGGUGGGGUAGAGGCAUCCCUUGGUUUUUGUUCUAGCUUUCCCACCACCUCCCAUCCUCCCUUGCCCCAGUAAAGUUCACAUGUAAAUAGACCGAAUGCAAAAGGGUUUUUUUUCUUGAAUGUUCUUUUCUCCCCCUCAAAGUUGGAAGACUUUUUUUUUUAAUUGAUAACACUGACAUUUGUUUUAUGCCUCCUGAUGCAGGGGUGAGGAGCACAGAGUUCCUACUGAGGGAAUACUUGGGUUUACAGCCCAAGAAAGAGCGUGGGAGUAGCUGGGAUUUUAAAAAAAAGUACUUUUCUUUCUGUUAAACCUUUUUUUUCCUUUUGGAGGGGCCAAGUGAAUUUGUCCCCAUUGAAAUUGAAUAAUAUAUAUAAUUCUGGGAGAAAAUAGAAGGAUUUUGUAUAUUCCCCAGUAUUAAGAAACCUCCAAGGGAUUUGAGGGGGUGAACUUGGUCAGGAAAACCCUUGCAAUUUUGCUGGCUUCAAAAUAAAAAAGGGACAACCUAUUUGUAAGUGUUUUCUGACUGCUCCCACUGAGGUUCCAACACAGAGGGCUAGACAGAGUUUGGGUGUAAUAAAGAAUUAUAUACCCACUUAAAAAACCAAACAAACCAGGAAGUCCCCAACUAGAAUUUCUGUCCCUCUCGGAACUCCCGUUCUGGGUGCAAAUCCCACCCUUACCUGUUCCCCAUUUGAGGUUAGCUGUUCUGAUCGGUGGGGUUUUCUGGUUGGCUUCUGAUUUUUUUCUAACCUCCACCUCACCCGUUACACCCUUUUGUUUUAAUAUUUGAAACUGUAUACAUGGCAGAGUUUUCAAAUGUAAAUAAAAGAUGUGGACCCUUUUGCGUUUGUACAGAA